This is a messenger RNA of Trichomonas vaginalis G3, 853 nucleotides long. RefSeq lists its product as uncharacterized. Lineage: Eukaryota; Parabasalia; Trichomonadida; Trichomonadidae. The transcript has a single exon. The record is from RefSeq and is a predicted model, not a curated record. The annotation marks the transcript as partial.
AUGGACAGAAAGUCUGCUAGAAUAAAAGCAGAGUUGCAAAGAUAUGGUUGGAGAGUUUCGAAGAAGUUUAAAUAUAAGAAAGGAAGACCCAUAAAAGUCUAUGACAAACUGGCUGGUCUGACCUACGAAUUAGAUUUGGAAACAGCACGUGCCAAUUAUCCAAACAGACUAGAGAGGUUAGAAGAAGAACGUCUUAUGGACAUGCCUUUCGAUGUUAGUGAACCUCAAGUUGAAGGACACGACGGCUUUGCCAGAUUCUACUGGAAACAUGACGAACAAUUGCAUCCUUUGAGAAGGAAAAAAGGAAAAGGUGAAGACGCACAUGCUCCCAUGGAAAGAACAAGAUAUGCAUAUGAAAAGUAUCGUGAAGUUAGAAGUCAAAUUACAUCUGGUCGAACCUUUACAGUAGACUUUGACGAAGGAAAGAACAAAGAAGGCUUCAUGGGAGUACUUGCUGCAAUUCAAGACGGAAAUAAGAAAGGACACAAUCUCAGAUUGACCAUAACAGAUUUGGAUGGUCACAUUUACUAUGCACAUGGCAAUGAACAAACAGCCGCAAAACUUCUUGACGCUUUCAAGACUACAAAGAGAGAACAAAUGGUUGACUCCGACUCAGACAUUUUGAAUGCAAUUGAAAGAAUUGCAAGUGUCAAGUUCGAAUGGUACCAACCUAACUCUCAAGCAGUCAGACAACAUGCUGGAUACUUCCCGUUCAUAAAUAAGUCUGACAUUGACUUGACAAGGUAUGGAAUUUACAAUUCAAUUGAAACAAUUGUCAACGAACCUUGCAUUCUUACAUGUCUCAGGAACUCUGGUCUUGUUACAGAUGAGAAGAUGAAGUAUCUUGAGUCAU